GCUCAAGACCGGGGCACAGCGACUGGAGCGACAAGUUUGCGCAGCGACAGCCGGCCCUAGCACGUCGUCACGUGAGAGCAUUGCCAAAUUCGAUGGGGUCCCGAUCUUCUGCGACACAUCGAAGACAGACCCUAUACAGUGGUGGCGCCAGUUCGAACUCAAGCUGGACAUCCACAAGGUCGUUGACAACAAUCGACAUGCAUACUUGUACUCUCGGUCAGGACGUGCGUAUCAAGCAUGGCUGGACAACAUGUUGUCCGCACCCGCGUGCAGUCUCCGAGCUGCAUAACUUCAUCAAUUGGACUAAUCGCACAGCGGCAUGGCAAAAACGAUUCCAAGUGGAACCACUCGAGCAUCAGGCGAUGGACAAGCUGCUGACAUUUUCUCAGAACAACAUGCCAAGCGGAGACUGGAUAUCCGAGUUCCAACGCUUGGCGAGCAUGCCAAAGCUGCCGAUGACCUUCGACGACAUCAAGCUCUACUUCAUCAAGAGGUCGUGCCCGGCGUUGCAAAAUGUGUUGACUCAAGUCGUCGAGAACCUCAACAGAAGUGAAGAACUCUUCAACAAGGCUGCGCAUAUCAUUGUGACGAACAUGGAAGCCAAGAAUAUUGGUCGUUCGGCCAGGGCGCGUAUCAGCAUCGACCGAAAGUGGGAAGCGAUUGCCAUGGACAUUAUCGGGCCGUUCCCCAAGCAAAAGCCUGGUGUGGAUGGGAUUCUCACGGUGGUCGACCGACUCACCAAGUUUGCCAUGUUUCUGCCUUGCCGCUAUCAUGCCAAGGCACCGGAGUUGGCUGACAAUCUUUACGUCGGUUCGAUUCGAACCAAGGGUUACCCCAAGGAAAUCGUCUGCGACCACGACACUCGGUUCAUGUCCGACUUUUGGUUGGCGUUCAUCAAACGAUGGGGCUCAUCUCUCAAACCGAGCUGGGCUCGCCAUCCCCAAACCGAUGGCCAAACGACAAGGGCAUCUCAAACCACACAGGUUCUUCUUCGCACUCUCAUCCGUCCCGACCAAAAGGAUUGGGUUGAGCGGCUGCCGGAUGCCGAGUUGGCAUACAACUCGUCCAUCCAUCCGGCUAUCGGGAUGUUGCCCUUUGAGUUCGAGCAUGGCUCGCCGGUCAAUUCUCUGUUCGAUACGAUUAUCCUGCGGGCGGCGGAGAGCGACGACCAUCUUCUCUUCACUUGUCGGAUGCAAGAGCGUCUUGUCAAGGCACACAACCAGAUGUCGAAGACGCAGCAACGUAUGUGCCAACAGGCCAACCUCCAACGUCUUCCUUGUCCGUUCUGCGUCGGCGACCUCAAGAAGAAGAAGAAGGAGAAGGAGAAGAAGAAGAAGAAGAGGAAGAAGAAGAGGAAGAAGAAGAGGAAGAAGAAGAGGAAGAGGAGGAGAAAGAAAACAAGUGGCGGAGAAGGGGAAGACGAAGAAGAAGAAGAAAGGUUAUGGAGGAAGAUGAAAACGCGAGGGGGACGAAAGGAAGACGAAGAAGACGAGAGGAGGAGGAGGAGAGAAGAAGAAGAAGAAGAAGAAGAAGAAGAAGAAGAAGAAGAAGAAGAAGAAGAAGAAGAAGAGCCGAGAAGGGGGGGUCGAGUGAAUCCCAGUCAAAGGGAGGAGUGCCAGGAGGAGGAGCGGGAUGACAAGCGGGAGGAGGAAGGAAGGGAGGAGAAGGGGAGGACGGCGACGACGAGGAGAAUGAAUGGCAGGAAAAAAGCGGAAGGAGGAGGGGGGGAAGACGGCAAGCGGGAGUGGAAGGAGGAGGGGAAGAUAACACGUGGGAGUGGGAUGAGGAGGGGGAAGACAAGCAGGAGCAAAAGGACGACGAACAGGAGGGGGAGGACACAGAAGAUUUAUUCUCAUGUUGCACACUUGGUGAGUAGCGGAGCGAAGCUCAGUGAACUGGAGCAGCAGCAGGAGGAGGCGGGGUGGGAUGACAAGCGGGACGAGGAGAAGGAUGAGGAGGGGGAAGACUACGAAGGCGAGGAGAACGAGUGGCAGGAAAAAGAGUGGAAGGAGGAGGGGGAAGAUGGCGAGUGGGAGCAAAAGGGCGAUGAACAGGAGUGGCACGAGGAGCACAAUGAGGAGGGGGAAGACGAUGAGUGGGAGGAGGAGGACGGCGAGAAUGACGAGCGGGAGGAGGUGGACGGUGAACUGGAGGAGGCAGAGGGGGAGGAUGACAAGCAGGAGAAGGAGGUUGACGGGCAGGAGGAGGAGGAGAUUGGAGGGCUUCGGGAGGGACGGAGGAGGAGGAGGAGGUGGGCGAUCAGGAGAGCCAAGCGGGAAGCCGAUUCACAAGCCGAGAACACUGAGUAUUCUCAGGGCUCAGGGUCGUGGGUUCACCGGAAAGAAAGUCAGUUGCAUCAGCUAAAGGGUUAAGUUUUUUUUUUUUCCUUUUACUUUCAUGUUUUUCUUUGUUUCUUGAAGAAAAGUAUAAAAUAAAAGAAAAAGCUGUUC
Molecule: messenger RNA, 2450 nt
Organism: Chara braunii
Lineage: Eukaryota; Viridiplantae; Streptophyta; Charophyceae; Charales; Characeae
Source: the annotation of a GenBank genome assembly